AGGUUAGUGGAAGUCAAGAUGUUUCCCACCGAGAUUCAUGGACUCCCCGAAUGGUGCGCACAGACCCUCCGGGGUGCGUGGCCGGGGGCAUGGUUAAGACCCCCUGCAAGGGCACGGGUUUGGGAGAAGCGCACGGAGGGAACGGCAGAGGCGCCUUCCGGUCCGGCGCUGGGGCGCAGAAGGGUGACCCGCGCGGCCCCUCCCCUGCCUUCCUCUUCGGCAUCCCCCCUCUGGAGGAAGUCGAAGCCCCGCGCAGCGCGGCGGUGGAGAGGAGCUCCCAGCUCCCAGUGUGCGCUCCCGCGCGGCCAGCGCUCACCAUGCGGCCGCUCGUCCUGCUGUGGGCCUGCCUCGUGCUCCCAGGUUACGGAACCCUGGUGGGCCCGAAGGAGAUCAGUGGAUUCGUAGGUGACACCGUGUCCCUGCAGUGCACCUACGGCGAGGCGCUGAAGACGCACAGGAAGUACUGGUGCAGGAAGAUCGGGUACCUCAUCGCCCGCUGCUCAGGGACUGUUUUCUCAGGAGGAUAUGGCCAGGACGGCAGGGUGUCCGUCCACGACAGCCCCCGGGAGCUCAGGUUCAAGGUGAUCCUGAGGAACCUCACCCUGGAGGACGAGGGGCAAUACUUCUGCGGGAUCCAAAGGCUGGGCCUCGAUGAUAGUUUCUCGGUCUCUCUGCACAUCUUCCCAGGGGCCUCUGCAUUUGCAAGGAGCACUCCUCACCCAGCAACCUCUCCAUACGCAGGGACCACUCCUCACCCAGCAACUUCUCCUCCUGCAGGGAUCUCCCGCCCAACCACACAGCUGGACUCCACCUCAGCAAAGGACACCAGCUUGGUCCGCAGAAGCAGCACCGUCAAGUCUGGGACAUCCAUCCCCAUGACCCGCAUCUUGGCCCCCGUCCUGGUGCUGCUGGCCCUUCUGCUGGCCACAGGCCUGGCCGCCCUCGGCAGCUGGGUGCUGCAGCGGAGGAAGGAAGCUCAACUGACGGCAGAGACAGAGAGGAAGGAGAAGCUCCAGCUCUCCCACUCGGCUUCAGAGGAAGACGGAGCCUGUUUGCGGGACCCUGAGGGAGACGUGACCCCAGGCCCUCCUCUCCCCGUGUCCGGGGAGGGGCCGGGCCUUUCAGAAUUCAUCUCAGGGUAGCCGAAGGUCGUCUGCCCACCGUGAAUCUGAAGGGUUGAAUUUGCACUAAUUCCGAUAAGCUUUCUGCUACAGCUUCACGGUUCACCUGCCAGCCUCCAGGCCUCUCCCCCACCUCCCCAAACUCUCCUCCUGCAGGUCCCCAGCCUGACCUGGGAGACCGUUAGCCCUGGAGCCUGGAGGGGUGGCCUCACAGUUCCGGCUGGAGGCUGGGACCGCCCAGAGAUGGUCACAGCCCUGGGCAGGGCGCGCAGCCCCUGGACCCUCCCCGGGGCCAGGCAGGGCUCAGGGAAUCUGGUCUGAGUUUGCAUCUGCUAUGGCAACUCCCCUGGGCCGGGGUGCUUGGGAACAGUCCCCACCACCCCACCUGGCCCCCAGACCCCAUUUUCUCCCCCCUUCCUUCCAUCCUCAGACUCAGGGCUAAGUUCUACAUAAGCCAGUGGGGAGGUAGGAGUUUGCUGCAUUAGACCUGAUUCUGAUCUCUCGAAGCUGGGCUCUGAGCUACCUGCAUCCCAGUCCUUCAGGAAGCUGGGCUCCACGAGAACUACUAAAACCAGAGUCCCUCUUGUGGCUCAGUGGCUUAAGAUCCCCACAUAGUGUCCGUGAGGAUCGAUCCCUGGCCUCCCUUAAGGAUCCAGCUUUGCCACAAGCUGUGGCUUAGGUCACAGAUACAGCUUGGAUCUGGGGUGGCUGUGGCUGUGGUGGAGGCCAGCAGCUGCAGUUUGCCUCCUAGCCAGGAAAUUUCCAUAUGCCACAGGUGAGGCCCUAAAAAAGAAAAAAAGAAAAAAAAAUACUUACCAAAAUCAUCUCUGAGGCUGGGCCCAAGACUCUGCAUUUCUAACAAGUGCCCUGGCGAUCCUGACCCUAACACUGGAAUUCGAGCACCAGAGGGUCUGUCGAGCAUCCAGGUCUCUCCAGCUUAGAGAGUUCGGUGUGUGGCGUCUCCCCGGGGCCCCCGGUAGGGCCUGCUCUGCCCAUGACACAGGGACCCCCAUCCUGGCCCAGGUCAAGUGCACUUUGGAAGGGGUGAGCCAGGACUGGCAGGGAACAGGUUGUCUUUCUUUUUUUUUUUUAAUUAAGAUUUUUAUUUUUUUUUCUUUUGUGGUUGAUUUACAAUGUUCUGUCAAUUUCUGCUGUACAGCAAAGUGACCCAGUCACAUAUAUAUAUUCUCACAUUAUCCUCCAUCAUGUUCCAUCUCAAGUGACCAGAUACGGUUCCCUGUGCUCUACAGCAGGAUGGGUUGCCUUUCUGAUCUCCCUACCAGCCAUGCAUUCCAGGCUUUGUGUUUCCUUUUGUUUUCUCACUGCACCCACGGCCUGUGGAAGUUCCCAGGCCUGGGAUCAAACCCAUGCCACAGCAGUGACCUGAGCUGUAGUAGGGACAACGCCAAGACCCUUAAUCCUCUGCACCACAAGAAAACUCCGCAUUCCAGGCUUUGGAAGGAGGAUGGGGAAAACCUUGGCUCCUUCCUUGUCAAGAAAGGGUUGAUUGCAGUGGGGAGGGGGUGCAAAAACACAGGGUGCAGAUAGAGGCGGGUGUCUAAAAGGGAGGCGGGAGGGGACAGGGCAGGACCCUCAGGGGAACCUGCAGGUGACCCAGAGUUUGGUCCCCUGGAGCAGGGGUGGGAGAGGUAGAAUAACAAUGGAACUUCUGUGGGGGAGUUCCCGUCGUAGCGCAGUGGUUAACGAAUCCGACUAGGAAGCAUGAGGUUGCGGGUUCGGUCCCUGCCCUUGCU
Phacochoerus africanus (Common warthog) is the source of this 2875-nucleotide messenger RNA. It is a transcript of the gene CD300LG, whose product is annotated as CD300 molecule like family member g. The coding region runs from base 51 to 1142 and encodes 363 amino acids. Gene Ontology annotation, molecular function: transmembrane signaling receptor activity. Lineage: Eukaryota; Metazoa; Chordata; Mammalia; Artiodactyla; Suidae. The record is from RefSeq and is a predicted model, not a curated record. Gene Ontology annotation, cellular component: plasma membrane. The transcript is spliced from 6 exons.